Molecule: messenger RNA, 4195 nt
Organism: Lactuca saligna
Lineage: Eukaryota; Viridiplantae; Streptophyta; Magnoliopsida; Asterales; Asteraceae
Source: the annotation of a GenBank genome assembly
GGGUCCAUCAUCAAUGGCGAUGAUGUGUUAGUGUGUGAUAUAUGCAUAGAACACCAUAGAUGUCUGUGACGAACUUUAAAAUCAUGGGCCCUGUACUUUUUUCCUUGAAUCAAAUUUAGUUUUUGCGUAAAAUACAAAGCAAACGAAAAAACGAAAAACUGAAAUGAAGAAUAAUGGAUGAUUAUGCAUGGAUACGAAAACGUGUGAGUGAUUUGGAACGCUCGUACCUGAUCGGUUUAUCUGAAGAAUUUGUAUAAAUCCCCAAAACGAAAUCUGAAAUCAAGUAGUUUGGUUGAGUAAUUGUUAACAAUGUCGACCUCAUCUGCUUUCGCCAUUAACGCUCCCUGUUUCAUCAAUGCUUCUUCUUUGAAGAAAUCAUCUUCUUCGUCCAAAUCUCCUUCAUUUUCCGCUAGAUUUACUUGCAAUUCGUCAUCAUCGUCGUCAUCGUCGUCGUCUUCAUCUGCAACUCCACCCAGGCUCAUCCGUAACGAGCCUGUUUUUGCUGCUCCUGCUCCGAUCAUCACACCGAAAUGGACGGAAGACAUGGGAAACGAAUCGUAUGAAGACGCCAUUGCUGCACUGAAGAAACUUCUAAUUGAAAGAGGCGAAUUAGAACCAGUUGCUGCAGCCAGAAUCGAUCAAAUCACAGCCGAACUUCAAACACCCGACGCCAAAGCUCCAUUUGACCCGGUUGAGAGAAUCAAAACCGGAUUCGUCAAGUUCAAGAGAGAGAAAUACGAAACAAACCCUGCAUUGUAUGAUGAACUUUCCAAAGGCCAGAGCCCAAAGUUCAUGGUUUUCGCAUGCUCAGACUCGCGUGUUUGCCCCUCACACGUCCUUGAUUUCCAACCCGGUGAGGCGUUUGUAGUACGUAACGUUGCCAACAUGGUCCCUCCUUUUGACAAGACUAAGUAUGCUGGAGUAGGAGCUGCUGUUGAGUAUGCAGUUUUGCAUCUCAAGGUAGAGCAAAUAAUCGUAAUUGGGCAUAGCCGUUGUGGAGGGAUCAAGGGUCUCAUGACUUUCCCUGAUGAGGGACCUCACACCACCGAUUUUAUCGAAGACUGGGUUAAAGUAUGUUCUCCUGCCAAGGCGAAAGUUGUAGCAGAAAGUGGUAGUUCAACCCUCGAUGAUCAAUGUGUUAGCUGUGAAAAGGAAGCUGUGAACGUAUCGUUGGGACAUCUACUGACUUACCCAUUUGUAAGAGAUGGAUUGGUGAAGAAAACACUAGCACUAAAGGGUGGUCAUUACGAUUUUGUUAAUGGAACCUUUGAGCUAUGGGGACUCGACUUUGGCCUUUCACCUCCUACCUCUGUAAAAGAUGUUGCCACUAUACUCCAUUGGAAGCUCUUCUAAGAGGGUGGGAUGAAGCUUAUGAGGUGGUUAUGUAGAAGUCCAUUUUUAUAACAAAACUAUAACCUUGUAAACCCGAUCAUAAAUUAAAUAACAACAUAUAUUUCGGUUAAUGGUAUCAAACUUAUAUGCUAUGUUAUGGAAGUUCGAAUUAAAAAAAAAAAUAGCCAAACUAUUUUGUGAAUAAACAAAAUAUUAUCAUCACAAUUAACAAACCACAAAUUCCCAUUUAUUUAUUUUUACACAAAAUUUGAAGUAAAAGCAUACAACAACAAUAGAAAAUGGAACCCCAACUUUAAUGUUCCUAUGUUUCUAUCAAACCAUAUUUAAAAAUCCAAAUUAGGCAUCAAGAAGGAAUUCAAGUGAGAGUGAUUUCUUAUUCCGAUUUCGGCCCGCAUCCCCAAGAAGCUCUGCUAGUCUCCGCUUCUCAUCAUCCACAUCCGGAUUCGCAGUUCCAAGCUUCUCCUCUCUCAUCCCAACCACAUAUUCAAGUAUCUCAAUCGCAUCGUCCCAUCUGCCCAUGGCAUCAUAAGUGCCGGCAAGAUUACUAUAAACCCCAAGUGUGUCAGGAUGGUGAGGCCCAUACUCUGUCUCCAAUAUACCUCUCGCUUCUUCAAAAAGAUCAGCCGCUUCAUUUAUCGAGUGAAUCUGAACACAAGCAAGCCCCAUUUGAUUCAAAGCAACACCAAAAAGCGCCGAUUUCUUCUCCCCCACCGCCCUCAGCUUCCCAAUCGCCGCCUUCAAACACCCAUACGACUCCAAAUACUUCCCCAUCAUAUAAUACAAAACCCCAAUCUGAGCUUCAAUUCCGGCCACCGUGCUCAACUGACCUACCGCCUUCCCGUACACCUUCAACGCCUUCUUCAGUAGAUUAAUUGCGUGAUCGAGUUCAUUCAUCGACUCAUAAAUCGCCGAAACUUCAAUCAAACCACUCGCGAUUUCUUCUCUAGGGAUUCCGGCGACUGGUUUCACGUAAAUCCGUAACGCGUUUUCACAGUACGAUUUCGAUUCACGUAGUUUCCCGAUUUUGUUGUAGACGUCGGCCAAUCGGACGAAAACCGAAGCAACUGAUGGAUGAUUAUCGCCUUUUGUUGAUUUGAAAAGAUUAAGCGAUUUCUGAUACGAAAAAAUCGCCUCGUCGUAACGAGACAAUGAUAAAUAAGCGUCCCCGAUGCAAACAUCGAUAGCAGCAACUUCUGUUUCGUGUCCAUCUCCGGCCAUGGCGACGCUCGCCAAAACGUAAUGUUCGAGGGCGGUUUCGUAAUCUCCCAUCGCUUCACAUAUCAGCCCCAUGAGCCGCCGGUCGGCGGCUUCUUCCGGUGAACCGUUUUUGUGUAUAUCAAGAGCCAUUUGACAUAACCGCUUAGCUUCAUCGAACUGCAUACCUUGUACAUGAGCUUCCGCUACGUAUCUACAAGUUUCACCAAAUCGGGAAUCGGAUUCACCUAAAACUUGUCGUUGGAUUUCUAAACCGGCGGUGUAACAAAGUAUUGAAUUCUCGAUGUUUCCAAUCAUUGAAUACGUAUCGCCUAACUGCAUACACCCUGCAAAUUUAGCGAGAGAGUGUUUUUGACCUUGGUCCAUGUUUGGGAUUUCGAUUGAACGUUCUAACAAAGGAAUGGCGUCGGUGUAACGUCCAGAACUGCAAUUCAAAGCUGCUACGAUGUGCAAACACAUGACGACUUCCAAAUUUGGUGUCUCAGAUUGGAUGCUUUCGAAUGAUUUCAAUGCUCGUUGAGCCAAUUCAAAAGCCCUUUUCGGGUUAUCACCUGAUGACAACAAGUCUCGCGCUUGUUUGAGUAAAUAAGUCCCGAGGUACGCUGGAUCUUCGUUGGGUGAAAUUUUUUCUUGUUUUUUGAGAUUUAUCCUCGAUGGAAUCCUCUUACGAGAAGGAAGUCGGUUUUUUGGAGUUGAAGACUGUUCAGAUUUUGGGAUGUUUACAGUCGUGUUGCUGUCGUUUGAUGUUUCUUUCGCUUCUUUUUCAUCGAUUGUGACGACUGUCUCUUUUGUAGCACCGCCGUCUGGUUUCAUAAAGUCUCCUCCGGCGAGAAAGCGGAGCUCGGAAUCUAUUCGCGAUUCUUGACCAUAUGAUAAGUAACUGAACCUGGAAGGUGACUGGUCGGAGCUUUGCAUUUCACAGACGUUGUUAUAGAGCUGUUCAAUGGAGGUGUCGACGCCGCCGGGACUGUCAACGGAUAAACCCAUUGAAUCGCUCUCCGGGCUGAGUGUCGUCAAUGGGCUUCUCGGCGAUGAGUAGCCGAAAAGCUCUUUGUGUGGGACAUAUCCUCCGGUUUGUAUGUUAUCGCCGGCCGGAUUUGAGGUUGAAACGUCGGCGACAAUUUCAGGCAUUUUGAACAGCUUUGAUUUGAAUUACACGGUGGUAUUCUCACAGAAGCAAAUGAUCGAACACCUGGUCUCGAUAAGCUCGAAGCAAAAUCAACCGAAUCGUUUCUGUGAGUGUGAUUUAUGAACAAGAGGAAGAACAGAGAAAGGGGAAGAACUGAAAGAUGUGUGUUUGACUCCUUGUAGGUGGAGUGUGUGUGUGUUUAUAUAGAGAAAAAGAUGAAGGUAAACGCCGAUUGAUGAACAGAGAAAAGGUGGUUGAUGAAGAAGAUAAGAAGCAAAAAUGGAAUCAAAACUAAAAUAAUUCUGAUGAAUGAUAUAUGUAUAAUUUAAGGUAUGUCUGUGGGUGAUGUGUUGGUAGAUAUAAAUAUAUAUGUAUGUAUAAGUGGAAAUGUGCAGAGAGAAUUAAUGGGAGAAGAAAUAUGUGAAAAAGAAAAAUGGAGGUGGAGAGAGAUGGAAUGUUACAAGCGAAGGGGACUUAUUAUCUCACACCAACACCGCC